Molecule: messenger RNA, 1683 nt
Organism: Pezoporus occidentalis (night parrot)
Lineage: Eukaryota; Metazoa; Chordata; Aves; Psittaciformes; Psittacidae
Gene: NHEJ1
Product: non-homologous end joining factor 1
Exons: 7
Coding region: 442-1356 (304 amino acids)
Biological process (GO): double-strand break repair via nonhomologous end joining
Cellular component (GO): nucleus; DNA ligase IV complex
Molecular function (GO): DNA end binding
Source: RefSeq, a predicted model, not a curated record
GGCAGGGUACUGUCCGUGGCUCACGUGGAGCACGGGGGUGGGAUGUCCAAACGAGAGGGGGACUGCAGCAUCCCCCUGCCCAUCUCAGUGCAAGCAGGGCAGCUUAAAUGUUAAUUUGGAUAUAGAGAUCUUGCCCUAUUAAUGGUAGCAAGCACUGGAAAAUGCCGGGGAGCCAGCAAGUACAUUGCUGUGCAUCUGCUGGUGCGUUUGGGAUGCUUAUUGUGAGCUGGGGUAGAAACUGCCCUGCACAGAGCUCCCCAUAAUGCCUCUCAGCAAAGCUGCAUGCAUGUGCAGGGAUGUGUGUGACUGGAGCUGGCUGAGCACCCUCACCUCUGGGCUGCAAAGUGGAGCUGGCAUCAUGAAUGGGUGGGCGGGGACCAAGGGUUUGUGUGAAGCCACCCCAAGGCCUGGGGUCUUCCUGGGUUUGGGUGAGGCAGAGACAUGAUUGUUCUUUUGCAGAUGGAGGGUUCCAAGAAGCUGGAGAGCAGCCUCCUGACACAGCCCUGGGCUUCUGUUUGCCUUAGUGAGUGCCCUUUUAUUGCCAAAGUAUGCUUCAGGGAUACUGGCUACAUCCUGCUCAUCUCUGACCUCAGCAGCGUCUGGUACGAGAGUGCAGAUGCCGAGGCUGUGGGACAAAGGUCCAAGGAGCUGAACAAGCGGCUGACAGUCCAGGUGUCCUCCUUCCUACACCACUUGUGCAAACUGAUGGACCCCUUGCUGGCAGGGCAGCCGGAUGCCACCACCUCCUUCUCCUGCCGCCGCACUGCCAGCGGGCUCAGCCUGCACGUGAAGAGUGAGCUCUCCGGACUGCCCUUCUACUGGGACUUCCACUGCUGCCCUGCUCCUGUGGAGAUGGUGUCCCGCCACCUCGUCAGGCCCUUGAUUCAGAUGAGCCUGGCGCUGCAGUCCCAGGUGCAAAAGCUGGCCUCCCUACUGCUUCAGAAGGAUGCUGAGAUUGAAGACUACAGGGAGAGUGGGGCCACUCUCAGCAGAGAUCGCCUGCGGACGGAGCCCUUCCAGGAGGAGACAUUUCAGCAGUGCUUCAUGGUUAAGAGCCUGCCCCAGAUCUGCGGUGCUGGAGAAGGGCAGGCAUUUACCUCCACUUUGCAGCAGCUCUACAUGGCAGUGACACAGCAGGAGGCCAGGCAGGCUCAGAAACGGCAGCACUCAGAGGAUGCUGAGGACCCGGCACCUCCUGCAGAAACCACAGGUCAUCCCCAUCCACCACCUUCAUCCCAGGAAGAUGAAACAGCAUCUUCCAGUGAGGGAAUCACACCAACCUCCUCCCCAGCUCAGAAGCCCCGGCUGCCUGCAGCCAAGACCAAGCCAAAGAAGGCAAAAGGGCUCUUCAGCUGAAGCAUCACUGCCACCCAGCCUGAGGGUCUCUGCUCCCCCCGGCAUCCAAGAGAGGCAGUGCAGAACACCCAUGGGUGCUCUUCAUCUCCUGCACCACCUGGCAGACCCUGCCCGGCUCACGGUUCCCUCCUGAGGUGUCUCCAGCCAGGGAGAUGGGGCAUCGCCUUUCUUCAACCAUGUCUCAGGAACCUCUUUUCUAGCUCUCUCCUGGUGCAGAGCUUGCUCAGGCUGCCUCGUGGUGGAGCCAGUACUGGAGCAGGGGGCGGUGGGAGGCAUGCUGCUGGGUGGGUGUGGGACAGCCAUGCCCUGGCAGGGCUGUGGGGGUUG